Ilex paraguariensis (yerba mate) is the source of this 525-nucleotide messenger RNA. The record is from the annotation of a GenBank genome assembly. Lineage: Eukaryota; Viridiplantae; Streptophyta; Magnoliopsida; Aquifoliales; Aquifoliaceae.
AUGCAGCCAGGUGAGAGUUCAUCUAAACUUGGGCGAAAUGAAAUGGAAAAAUAUCGAAGAAUGCAAAUGAAAGAUCAUGUGUCCAACCUUGUCUCUCUCAUUCCUACCCAACCCUCUAGGGAGAGACUGUCAUUUCCUGCGUUGUUGGAUCAAGCUACUAUUUACGUGAAGCAACUGAAGGAUCACCUGGAAGAACUGAGGCAAAAGAAGGAACAACUCCAAGCUGAUGGAGCUGGAAUUAAAGAUCAGAUGAUUGGGUUGGUGUCACCAGUGCUUGCCAUAAGAGAGAUGGGUUCUAUUUUGGAGGUGAAUUUGAUAACUGGCUUAAGUAAGAGCUUCACUUUGCAUCAAGUUUUCAGUGUUCUUCAGCAAGAAGGUGCUGAAGUUGUCAGUGCUAGCUCUUCAACUGUGGGUGUCAGGGUCUUCUACACAAUUUAUUCUCAGGCUUUAUCUUCGAGAAUUGGCAUAGCUACAUCAAGAAUAGGUGAAAGAUUGCACCAACUGAUAAAUAAUCCCGUUGCAUAG